Dentiscutata erythropus is the source of this 761-nucleotide messenger RNA. The record is from the annotation of a GenBank genome assembly. NCBI's taxonomy places the organism in Eukaryota, Fungi, Glomeromycota, Glomeromycetes, Diversisporales, Gigasporaceae.
AUGAAUAUUAUGAUUCAUUCAAUGUAUUUAAAGAUUCCAAAGAAAAAGAAAGAUAUAGAUAUCAGAAAUGUGGAAAUAAUUGGGCUAAAAAUAAAACAAGAUUACAAGAACAUUAUAAAUCUUGUGUUUUAGUGGAUAGUAUAAAAGGUACAAGUUCUUCUAGAGCUAAAUAUCAAGCUAUGGCAAGAUCUAUUUUAGAAAAAUAUAAAGAAAUUAUAUUAUAUUUUAGAUUAUAUCAAACUAUUUUGGCAGUUUUUCAUUAUCUUCAAAUUGAAAAGUAUGGAAAGCAAAUUGAAUUAGUUUCAAUAAUUGAAACACAUUGGGAAGAAAUUAUAUGGCUAGCUGGAUUAGAAAAUGAAAAUAAAGUUUUAUUAGAAUUUGCAGAAUUUGUUGGAGAAAAGCUUCUUAAUAAUACUGCGAAUAAGCUUCAAACCAAGACUAUAAAAACUUUACAAAGUGCAAAAACUAUUACUCUUACCUUCGAUGGUUGGAAAAAUAUUGCAAAGCAAAAUAUUUUUGGCAUUACUUGUAUUACAAAAGAAGGUGAAGUAAUAAUAUAUAAUGCAAGAGAUAUUUCAAAUGAACAUAGCUCCAUAGAGGCUACAAUAAAAUUGGUAAAGAAUUUAUUAAUAGAAGAUGAAUUAAAAGAUGCUAAGAUUAUUGCAGUUGUCACAGAUUCAUCAAGUGGAUAUGCUGCUAUAUAUCGCAAAUUAAGAAAAGAAUUAUCAAUAAUAAUUUGGCUAUCUUGCUUUGCUUAUUAG